AUGAAAUUGUACACACAGGGGCAAUAUGUUGGCAGAAUUCGAGAAUAUUUCUAUUAUGUGAGCCAUCAGGGAUUCUUGUUUUUGGAUGAUUCGAGAAUGAAGAAUUUCACGGCCGCUUAUAAAGAUGUUCAAUUUCUCAAUUUCUUUUACAAAAUGCUCAAAACCAAUCGGACCGGUCGAUACGAGUCGGAAUUUCCGUAUGUGAGCAAUUGCGGAAUCGAGCGCAAUUAUUUGCGAUGCGACGACACGCCGGUCGUAUUCACAGCGCUGUCACAAUCGCGACGGCUCAGAAUCGGUCAAUCCGAAAUCUAUCAAGAGUUUCAGCCUCAACACCUUUUUAUGGCGGAAUCUGGACGCGUUUAUCAUCCGCACCCGAUUUGUCGAAUGGCGCUGAUGGCGGACAAGCUCACCGACGAGAUGUACCCGAAUUUCGAGUUUGAUGAGAAUCACAAUCCGAUAGCAUAUUGACGAUCGAUGACUGAAUUUCCGCCGGCGCCGAAGAAAUGUAAACGGAGUGAGCUGACUUCCCGGAUACCAUCGGAGAGUUUCGCUGAAGACGAUGAUGAGAGCCUUGAUUCGAAUUUCACAAUGUUCUUCGUUCGGAUCAGCCGUGAGGAUGAGGAGCAGCCGACGCAGAGCGAAUGGGAUGAGUUUGAGGAGCUCUAUCGGAUAUUAUAUCGCAUAAAAUUCCUUCCGGAAUGGAUAAGCGCCGAAGAGGUGUUCAAUUAUGAGCAGAAGGACGAUUUCUUUGUGAUUCCCAUGUUCAGAGGGCCCGUUUUUGAGAGACUGAGCGCCGAAGGAUUCCGGCUCUUCGGUGCUCCGAUUGUCGCCGAAUGUGUGAAUGACGAGAAGGCGCUUCCGAAUUCGGACCAUCCAGUGUAUUCAAGUGUAUUCGAGGGCGCUUCCGUGUGUUUUACGGGGUUUUCGCCAGCGGAAAAAGAGGAAUUGUCGAGAAAAAUUGUGUGGAUGAACGGCUCGGUGAGCAGCACAUUUCACACGCAGCUCACGCAUUUGAUUGCGAAGAAAGCGGAUUCCGGAUCGCAAAAAUAUAAGAUUGCAUUCCAGCGCGGUGUUAAAGUGAUGAGAAGGGAAUGGAUCGAUGAUCUUUGGGAGAAGACGCAAACGACGACGGGCAAAAUCAGCGCGAUGGACGUCGACAUCGUGAAAUCCUAUCGAUUGCCGGUUUUUCAUGGAUUGAAGAUGACAAUUUCUCAAAUUACGGGAUCCGAUCGCGAUUAUUUGAUGCAAUUGAUCAAAGACCACGGCGGUGAGGCUCUGGCGAAUAUGGUCCGUAAUUCUUGCACCCAUCUCGUCACGGAUGUCACCAAUGGAAAGAAAUAUACGAAGGCGACCGAAUGGAAAAGUGUGAGAAUUGUGCAGACGCGUUGGGUUCGAAAAUGCAUUGAAUUGGGCUAUUUGGUGGAUGAAGGAAAAUACCAUCCUAGCUUAUUAUCAUCGGAUAGAUUGAGAUGCUCGACGCCAAAUAAAAAUUUGAGUAUGAAAGAGAAUUCAAUUGAUGUUUCGUAUAUUCCCGGCACCGGCGGUCGUCUGAAUGUCUCCCAAGACACCUCUGCUAUGCUGACGCCGUCUUCGAUCACGAACAUGAAUCGGAUGAAUCAGAUAUUCCAGCGACCCAAUUCGUCGGUGGUGUCGAAUACGACACUUGUGGAACCAUCGGCGAGUAACGUGGAGACCCCAACAAGAAGUGCGCCGAUGCCAUUGACGAGAAUUAUGUCGAAUCGCACGAUUUGCAAUCAGACGAGGGACGAGCCGAUCGAUGAUGUUCUUCGGGGAAAUAACGAGGAUUUGGACAUCCUCGAACCCUGCCUUAUUUGGCUUUGCGGAAUUGACAACGAGGAGAGGAUGAACAAAUGGAGGAAGUUGCUCGACAGAUCUGGAGCGACCCGAGUGAGCCGACAUGAAUCGGCAACGCAUAUAAUUGUGGGCAACGCGAUAUCUCAAAGCGAAAAAGCGAUUAUUCGAAAUUUGGCGAGAAAUCAACCGGAUAUAUUGAUAUUGACGACUAGCUGGAUAUUGGAAUGCUUUAAGAGGCGCGAAAUGGUGCCGCAUGAAGAAUUUGUUUGGAGCGAGAACGCCGAUGAGUCGCAAUAUUGCGGAAGUCAGCCGACAUCGACCAAGCCGCCAGUUUCGGAAAAGUCGAACCCGUCGGUUGGAUCGAAGACGUCAACAUCGGUUUAUUUGCAAAUGAAAGGAAUAUUUUGCCAACUGAAAUUCCAUUUGCACAAUUCGCUGAAUGAGGCGAAACGUCAGAGUUUGGCGAAGCAGAUUAUUGAAAAUGGCGGACAAGUCUCUUCGAAGGAUGAAGCUAACUAUAUGGUUUAUGAUCACAUGGCUCCCGCGCAUGUUCUUAUCGAAUUUGACUAUAAUGUCACUUAUUUAUAUGUGGAAAGCUGUAUUUCUUAUGGGCGUUUGAUUAGUAUCUCGGAGCAUCCGCUGUUUGUCCCAUUCGCGAAACCGGUAUCCCAAUUAUUUUCCGGAUAUUCGUUUGUGUUGACGUCAAAUAGUUCACUUUUAAAGGGAAUUCCGCUAAAAAACUAUGCGGGACGAGCCGAUGAUGUGUGGAAUCAAUGCUUCCGCGAAAAAGAGACGACGGUUGAAAUGGAUUUGAAUUUGGAGAGAGGCUCCGAUCUUGGUUCGGAUGGUAUUGCCGAUCGGCAGCCAAUUUCGGUAGUGGCGCCGAUAGCGCGCCCAAAUAAGGAGAGAUUUGAGAUGAGAUUGGAUCUGGAAGGCGCCAGCGAGCUCAUCGACAACAUCCCAUCGCCGUCGCAUUGCAGUGAAGACAGCAUGACAACCACAAAAAUUGGUGAGAUUUUGGAACGAGCUGCCGAACGGACGGGACGAAAACGAAAUUCGACGGCGAAGGAGAAGCCGCCGAAAUUUCCGAUGGGAAUCUAUGAGAGUGUUGUUGAGAAACCGAAUUCUACACGAUCUUUGCCGGAGCCGUUGAGGAAUUGUACGAAGGCGAAUGAUCGCGAUUUUGCCGCAACGACGGCGGACCAUCAUGAGACGAUGGACGAACGGCAGCGAUAUGGAUUUGAACCGAAUUUUGAGAGAAAUGAGCUUCGCGAUGCGAUUUUGUCGCUUGGCGGCAAAGUUGACACCGAGUAUAAGUGGGAAUCGACGCAUUUGAUCACCGCGAAAUUGGUAAUGUUUGAUUUAUCACUUACGAGAACGCCGAAGACGUUGAGCAUCAUCGCUUCUGGCAAGUGGUGUCUCCAUCCCGAUUAUAUUCAUGAAAGUGCGAAACGGGGCAGAUGGCUCAUGGAAGAGGAUUAUGAAUGGGGUCCGAGUCGAUUAUUGCCCAACGCGAAUAAGAUCGAGCAGCAAUUGUCGAGGAGAUGCGAAUAUUGGAGGAAAAAAAUUGGCGAAAUGCCGAUUACUGAUUCGAUUCGAACGGAAUCUCGAAGCAAUGGAGCAUUUAGCAGCUGGAAAUGCGUUUUUCACAUUGAAGACUCGAGAUCGAUUCAGGUUAUACCGAUUCUGAAAGCCGGCGGAGCUGUCGUUGAAACGAUUUCCGAUUUUAUUGAAGCGGUACCGCUCAAUCCGACACAUGUAUUCACUAGUAAAGAUUUUCCAUGGAAUAUUCAAAGUACUGCAAUGCUGAAACGAGCUGGAAUUCCGCUGCUCACUUAUGAUUAUAUUUACGAGUAUUUGAUCGACGAAAAUGUCGAAUUGAGGCGAUUUUAUCAUUCCACUGUACGCAAUUUGUCGUGA
Messenger RNA from Caenorhabditis bovis, 3735 nucleotides. Lineage: Eukaryota; Metazoa; Nematoda; Chromadorea; Rhabditida; Rhabditidae. The record is from the annotation of a GenBank genome assembly.